Messenger RNA from Epinephelus fuscoguttatus (brown-marbled grouper), 6893 nucleotides. RefSeq names its product tachykinin receptor 3a (gene tacr3a). Bases 253 to 1491 code for a protein of 412 amino acids. Gene Ontology annotation, cellular component: plasma membrane; sperm midpiece. The transcript is spliced from 5 exons. NCBI's taxonomy places the organism in Eukaryota, Metazoa, Chordata, Actinopteri, Perciformes, Serranidae. Gene Ontology annotation, molecular function: tachykinin receptor activity. Gene Ontology annotation, biological process: G protein-coupled receptor signaling pathway; positive regulation of flagellated sperm motility. The record is from RefSeq and is a predicted model, not a curated record.
GCACUGAAGGAUACUUGUUACGUGUUUCACCGCGCUUCUAUUAGUGUAACUUUAUACUGUAAAGUGCGACACUCACUGUAGGGGUCCGGAAAGGAGAGGUGUAUUUUUUAGGAAUGGUGAUGUGCUUAAGUUGCGCGCUAUGGUGCACACACGCAAAUUCUCUUUUACCAUUCUGGCUUUGCACCUCAGUCAGUAGAUCAGACUACUGAAACAACCCAAACACUCACUAUAUUCAGAGGAAAGGAGAAAAGGAUGGCAGCUCCACAUAACGGAACCAACGUAACGGCGAACUACACCAACCAGUUUGUGCAGCCACCGUGGCGCGUCGCUCUCUGGUCCGUCGCCUACAGCUCCGUGCUGGCGGUGGCUGUGUUUGGAAACCUCAUCGUGAUCUGGAUCAUUCUUGCACACAAGCGUAUGAGGACGGUGACGAACUAUUUCCUCCUAAACUUGGCGUUUUCGGACGCGUCAAUGGCCGCGUUUAACACUUUGAUAAACUUUAUUUACGCUGCACACGGGGAGUGGUACUUCGGCGAAGCGUACUGCAAAUUCCACAACUUCUUCCCAGUCACAUCCGUGUUUGCAAGCAUCUACUCCAUGACUGCGAUAGCUGUGGACAGGUACAUGGCCAUCAUCCACCCCCUGAAGCCUCGUCUGUCAGCCAAGGCCACCACAGGAGUUAUCAUCUGUAUCUGGAGUCUGGCCGUGGUCCUUGCCUUCCCUCUCUGCUACUUCUCCACCACCCACGCUCUGCCUCGCAGGACCCUCUGCUACGUGGCCUGGCCCCGAAUGGCCGAUGACCCAUUCAUGUAUCAUAUCAUAGUUACAGUCCUAGUCUACGUGCUGCCCUUAGUGGUGAUGGGCAUCACUUACACCAUCGUGGGGGUGACUCUGUGGGGAGGAGAGAUCCCAGGAGACUCAUCUGAUAACUAUCAUGGACAGCUCAGGGCUAAAAGGAAGGUGGUGAAGAUGAUGAUCAUAGUAGUGGUGACCUUUGCCCUCUGCUGGCUCCCCUUUCACGUCUACUUCAUUGUGACGGGUCUCAACAAGCGUCUGAACAAGUGGAAGUACAUCCAGCAGGUCUACCUGUCAGUGCUGUGGCUGGCAAUGAGCUCCACCAUGUACAACCCCAUCAUCUACUGCUGCCUCAACAGCAGAUUCCGAGCUGGCUUCAAGCGAGCGUUUCGUUGGUGCCCGUUCAUCAAGGUAUCCAGCUAUGACGAGUUGGAGCUACGUUCUACGCGGCUUCACCCAACACGCCAGAGCAGCAUGUACACGCUGUCUCGAAUGGAUACCACCGUCAUGGUGGUUUAUGACCCCACCGAGGGAGAUGGCGGCGCCGGCGGUGGGUCUGGAAGGAAGCACUCCCUGUCGGCUAGGAAGAGGAGCUACAUCACGUCUCGCCACUCGGAAGUCUCUGGAUGCAACGGUGGCGAUGCAAAAACGCAAAAUGGAGGAGCUCCAAGCGCUCAGCCUGAGGAGUUUUCUUGAAGGGUGUUCUCACAGACUGACACACAGACAUGUAAGAAAAGAACACACAUAAUACUCUGUACAUACAAAUGGUGCACAGGUCGUUGCUUAAUUUAGAUGUAAAAGCAUUUUAUCGAAGCAGUUACUUUAACAUGCAAAGAAUGACCAAGUGGACACAGAGAUUAUUAAUAUUUUAGCUCAAUGGAUAAUAUUAAAGAUAUCUUGGAGCGUGGAUGGAUCACUGAGUGGGCUUACUGGGCACAGGUGUGAAGUUCAAGGGGUCAGUUUAGAGUGAAUGUUAUUAGCAGUAAUUAUUUGAAACCCACACAGCUUAAUCAAAAGUAUUGAAGCCUCUACUAUGGUGUUUUUGUUUGUGUGUUUGUUUGCCCUAUAUCCUUUAAUAUUGGAGCCAGAUUGUGAUGCAAAUAUAAUUUAUUUUAUGCUUGCUUGUUUUCCACUACAUAAUACAGCUGACAGUAUUAGGCUACAGUGAAGCAACUUAAGUAUGUUUCAUAGCAGAAUAGAUAUCGUGAUAUUAUUUUGUAUGUUUUUCUGUGGAGAGAGCUGUCACUGUGAGACUGGCUCAGUUUGCGAGCAGAGUUUACACACAGGUCCCAAAAGUGUCAUCAUCACAAUUAAAAAAGGACUGUGGUUUGUAAAUUCCAUAUACUCUCUUCCAUCCACAUGCAUGGCUCACAACUGUGGUGUUUGUUAGAUGUUCAGGCAUCAACAGGAGAGGAAUUUAUUUCAUGUCGCAAACUGCAGCUUGGUGAAACAGGCCUCUGCUUUGGAAAAGAUUCAUACAGCCUUCCCUAAGUUCAGGGUUUGUUCUCAACUAAUAGCAUAACCAUGAAGUCAGAGUUUACUUACAAAAUAGCCUCCUAAAAAAUCUGAAUUGAUGGCUAGCAACUAGGGCUGGGAUGGGUGGUGCUAAUAUAGGGGGACCUUUACAUGUCUGUGCCCCAGGAGCCCAUUGUCUCAUAAUCCAUCCAUGCUCAGGAGCACCCUUAACAACAUAUGAAAUGAACAAUGCUGAACUUGUUAAACAGUGUUAAAAUAUGCCUAUCACAACUUUUUUCCAUGACCAAGACAAGACGAUGACGAGGAGAUACUGACAUCAUUUAAAACAAACUGUGACUAAAUCAACACGCAAUAUUGUUGACUAAAAAGACAAGAAGGAAAUUUAGUUUGAAAGAAAGGACUUAACUGAAAUCUUUUUCUUCUUUUCCUUUUUUUAAAUUACAAAAUGUCACAAAGCUCUGCCCACUCUCCUUUCAGCGCCCAUUAACCAGCUGCUCAGACAGGUCACAUUGCAACAGAGAGCUCCACAUCCAGCUCACAAUCUGCAGUGACAUUUUCAGCAUCUGGUCUAUUUUCUCCAUCAGCACUACACCAGCAGCACACAAUGAGUACAGUCAACCUGUUCUCAUUCCCAGGUCGUCAAUACAGACGCUAUGUCACACCUCUCAGUGUGUGAUACCGAUGCACAGGGCACUCUUUAGCAUGUCAUUACAGCUGAAACACAUUGUAACACAUGGUUUAUGUUGUGAAACAGUCAAGAUUAGGUUUGGGUAACAAAACUCCUUGGUUAGGAUUAGACAAAACAUGUUUGUGGUUAAAAUGAGUACAUUUGUUAUGUAGAGUGUAAGUACAUCACUUCAGUUACAUCAUUGCCCAACAACCAUACAUACAUAACGCUACAUUAAAACAGUGUAGGUAUGUUGUAGGUACGUAAGUUACGUGACAUUAUGUGAAAAGCAGCACAUACUUUUGGUUUCAAACGAGAUACACAUCGCCGUCUACUCUGUGAAAGUCAUGUUUUGUUUGACCAGUCUACCUCCCCUCUCCCAUCCCAUACAGCCUUUCUCGUUGAGUACUGCCAUGGAUGGGUUUACAUUGGAGUUGGUUGAAAGCCUGGUGGCCUGGCUCAUUGACACGUUAAAGGAUGUCUUUGGCAUCAUUAUCACACAGUGAGGGGCGUGAUAAAGUGUCCGUAUUUGAAAAUUGCAGAAUCAGAAUGGGCUGGUACAGUACAGACUUGGGACUUGGACUUUUUCCACCAAAUUAGUGUAUGUAUGCAGUUUUUAAAUGCAGGAAACCCCAUUGAAAAAUAAUUUCUGGUGUGUCACAUUCAACGCGACUGCUAGAAAACAAGUUUUUAAACAGUAAGAAGCAGUAUGGAUGCCAUUUAAAAUGUUACAGUCAUUGCUUCUUUUUAUAUCUCUUACUUACGCAGUCUCUCUUUAGAAAUUGGUGCCAACUACAUUUAAAAAAAUGUUUGGACACUGCUUGGAUAGAAACAGAUGAAAUAUGUGGCAGCCCAUCAUUACAUCACACCAGCAAAGGGGAUAAAAUUAGCACAUCCACCCAGGUGUUGAAUUUCCGUCACUGCCGAUCAAAGUCAAUCAGAGCUUGAACCAAUAAAUGUAGUAAUUUGUUAAAUACAAAUGCUAGAUGUUAGCAGGUGUUAGUGGGUUUCUUUGUCCAGUGGAAAAGGGGCUUUACUUAUGUUGGAGUUAACAGUGACAACAACAAGGCUUUGUUCAGUAACAUCUUCCAGAAUAUCAGAGCAGAACGUCUUCCAGGUCUGGAUAUAUUCCUUUAAAUUAUAUCAUCAAAUCACUAGAACAGAGUUUUUCUGCAAAGCUGCACUCUCAAUCAUUGAACCUGUGUUUAUCAUCAGAUAGUGAUAAGAUAAUAUCUUAUGUGAAAUAGCCAGUGUUUGACUAAAAUGACAAAAUUAUUGGUUUUGGAUUGACCAGACCGAGUGGAAUGUUUAAUAUAAUCUGAUGACUUUAUAAGAUUAAAAUACCCAGAAUUAAAGUCAACAAAAAAACAGACUAAAACAGUAUCAGGCUGACUAAAUAUAAUUUAAAAAAUUGACAUAAGACUAAGACCAGGACUACCUUUUUUUAAUGUUAAAAAGCAGACGAACUUAACACUUCUAAUACAGUAUUAUCAUCUAAAUUCAAAGUGCUUCGCCUUAAAUUUUCUCCUUAUCCAGUAAGAGUCCCUCUGCAAUAAUGAAACACUAAGUACCUGUUUCAUUACAGAACAUUCAGCUCUGAUUGAGAUUAGCAUUUAAACACAGUCAGCACACUGCACACUGUUUCAUGGAGGUCUGGGUCCCACGGUUCAAAUGAUUGACAAUGAAAUUAAUCAGUUCCGCUUGUCGUUUUGCUGCUCUGAGUGAGAGAUCAUCUCACAGUGGAGAUAAUCUGAAAACACGCCAUGGUGAUUGUAAUUCUGUAAGUAUGUCGUAGUUUCAUUUCCAUCUGUAAGUAUUAACUGCAAACUUUAUGUGACGCAGAGAAAUUACUCUGCACCUAUUUACCCCCGAAGCUAUGAAUGAGCGGCAGCCGAAAGUCACCGAUGGAAUGGUUGUUGUUGAUUAAACUCCAUUUGGCUCUAUAUGUGGCUUUGAGUUUGGCUCUGCAAGUACUGAAAUGGAGUUUGGCUUUCAGUUGUGUAAUGGUUGGACAUGCUGUGCCUGUAACUAGCAUUAAGCCAGAGGCAAAAUCCAGUGUACAUUUGCGCACGCCAAUAGACAGGCUGCUGGAGAAUGGACAGACUGAAAGCAAACAAACCAAUGAGGGCCUCGUGGGUCAUUUUUACAGUGAUAAAAAAAGCUGCACAUUGAAGUGCAGCCUUUGUUCUACUGUAUAGUGUUCUUUUAAAUGCCUUCAUACAAAGCGAAACAGUUCUGUCUCACACAGGUCCCACUCUGUAUACUCUAUACUCUCCUCCAAUCAUAAGCAAGCAUGUGCCCACUGAAAUUUGCAUUAAUGUAGCCAGCCAAUCAGGAUGUGCCUACCUGUAUACAUACGGAGCCUGCAGUAUAUAAGGCAGCAUACACUGCAGUCUGCCAUCCUUUUUAACUUCAAUUUGCCUACCAAUCAUCUCUCUCCAUGGAUGGAGUCACCAUUUCAGGAGCUUUAUCACUGCGUUGGCACACACCAUGCAGAGAGCGGUGUUCAGCAGCCACCAGCCUGUGAGGCUUGCUGGGCGCUACCCAAGUUUAGAUGCCAGCAGCAGUGGGAUCAUUUCAGAUGUUCGACCUGAGGCUUCUCUGCGAUGAGAGUGAGCCGGAGCUUGAGAUGCAUAACCCUCAGAUCCUAAUCCAACCGCCAGAAUUCUGCUGCUGCCUUCAGCCAUCCCCACUGAGACAGCAACUUUGUUUGCAGAUGAUGAUUACAACAUUUUAUAGGUGUCCCGCAGGAGUCCACAGCCGACAUCUCUCUGCUGAGACUCCCCACAGUGGGUUGUGUUGGCCCCCGAGCACAGGCAGGUUGGCAGGAACCCUCUGACUGUGGUCCAUGCACAGUCAAAGACAUCUGUGUGGUAGUGUCAUGGUUUAUGCCCUGCCUCUUCAUACAGUUCUAUCUCUUGGACAUGUCAGGCUCUUCUUCAGGGUCUGUGCUCGCUGGAAUGACACAGGACUGUUGAAAAGGACUGGGUGUAUGUCAUGUGUGUUGCGCCUGACUCCACCUUCCUUAAACCUAUGUGUACCCAUGCUCCUCGAUGACCAGGAAAUGUCAUAUGCAGGGUGUCUACUGCUUGUCUUUCAACCCCUGUGGAUCAGGCUAAAGCUCCACCCAGUUCGGUUGCUUCUCACCUGGGCAGGCUGGGGCCCCCAGGUUCUCCAUUGUAGCAGCCAAGAUUACAGAGAAGUAGGCGGGAAGCAGUGAGUAACUUUUAGCCAGUCAGGAUCAGUAUGUGUCGAUGCUAUGUUGCAACAGGACGUUAAUUCAUAGGGCUUCACCCACUGUAUCCAGAGUCCAUCAGAGGGCCGAGCCUGUGAUCUGUCCGUUAGCCAAUGACUUUACAGAAAGAAAUAGCACUUCAAAAUAAAAGCUCUGUGCAGGAAAUUCACCAUAGUUCAAAAUUAGUUUUUAACAAACCUGACAUGUUCACAAGUCACUUGUGGUCCAUUCAAAAUGGAUCCAUGACCCACUUUUGGACUGUGACCCACCAUUUGGGAACCGCUACCACAGAGUCCAGUAGAAGGCUUUGCCUGUGCUAAUAGAACUAGGGUUACAAUAUAAUAACCUUCAUUUUUGCCUUUUGCAGUUUUUGGUCUUUCUGUAAAUUCUUCCAGCAUGCUGUUAUCCUGAGUUACAUCUUUAUUUAACUCCCCUGCUUGUGUGCGCAUAAAGUGUUGAGACUGCCCCAGCAAAUAGCUAGCCUGUGGCACGUUAGGUUUACAAUACGAUAAGUGGAACCAUACUGUGAAAGGAUUAUAUGCUGUAAACCAUUGGACCAGUGUAUCCCCUCUCACUCUGUACACAUCAACACACAGACAUGACUCGCGGCUGGGAACUAAGCAUAACAAUAGUUUUGUUUGACUGCUUUUAUCAGUAGCCUAGCAUUUUGUUGUGUUACUUUUUCACCAAACAUACAUUCUUAAAAGAUACUGCAAAAUA